AUGUACGCAAAUGUGAUGCAGCAAACGCAGGAUUAUCCGAAAAUGCGAACGACAAGACGACGGAAAGAAGAAAAAGUAAGGGUGAUUUAUGUGUUGUUUUAAGCGAUUUGUAAUGUGUAAAAAAUCUUCGUCUAUUACGGAGUUAUCAAUGUCAGACAUUGAGAAGUUUUUCUAAUCUUUACUUAGGAGAAAAAAACUGUUGUGGCAUUGAAGGCUUCAAUCAUUGCCGAGCCCUUUUCAGCGAAGUCAAGAUUAGAGAACGCACUGGUAAGUACAUGUAUGUUAUUUCUUUCUAGUAAGUCAAAAUAAGAAAGAGAACCACGCGACCUUCUGCCCUAAAACCGAGAGCUACAUAACGUAUUUCAUUUGGGUUCCUAAAGCUAUUACUUUUCUUUUUUAUUAGGUUAUUCCUCCUCCUGUUGCAGGAGCUUUCAAAGAAAGACCAUCAGAAAGCACUAGUUUUAAAAGGUGUUAUGAGCGAGGCGAUUUUCCCAUUGCUUUGGAGCAUGAUACGAAGGGCAACAAGAUCGCCUGGAAGGUCGAGAUAGAAAGGCUCGAUUACCAUCAUUACCUUCCGCUGUUCGUCGAGGGAUUGUCUGAAACAUCGCAUCCUUACGAAUUUUUCGCCAGACAAGGAGUCCACGAUAUGUUGGAGCAUGGUGGAGACAAAGUUCUUGCAGUUAUUCCACAGCUUAUAAUCCCGAUCAAAAAAGCGUUGAAUAAGCGAAAACUCAGUGUCAUUUGUACCACUCUUAAAGCUCUGCAGCAUCUUGUAGUUGCCGGUGAGAUGAUUGGUGAAGCCCUUGUCCCCUAUUACAGGCAAAUUCUACCGAUCUUAAACAUCUUCAAGAACAAGAAUAUCAAUUCGGGUGAUGGAAUUGAUUACAGCCAGCAGAAAAGAGAAAAUGUCGGUGAUCUGAUUCAAGAAACGCUCGAAGCACUCGAGCGGCGUGGAGGUCCAGAUGCGUUUAUCAACAUCAAAUAUAUGGUGCCAACCUAUGAAUCUUGCAUGUUGAAUUAA
Molecule: messenger RNA, 1021 nt
Organism: Pocillopora meandrina
Lineage: Eukaryota; Metazoa; Cnidaria; Anthozoa; Scleractinia; Pocilloporidae
Source: the annotation of a GenBank genome assembly